AAAUACCAAGCCUACUAGUGAAGGUGUUUUCAGAAUUUUUUGUUUGUUUGUUGGUGUUGUAGUUUUAAUAAUAAAAACAAGAUCUAAAUAUGAGGUCUCAGCUUAGAAAAGCCCCCCAGGUUUUUGAAUUCUUGAAAAAGAAAGUGGUGGGAGUGCAGCACAUUAUGCCCAGGUCCUCGGCUUGCGCUCUAGAUUCCAAGGAUGUCAGUUUGGCACCCUGUGGACACAGUGUCACCUCCAUCCCAGGACCCACGAGCUGGCCCGUGGUGGGCAGCCUGUUUGAGCUCCUUCUGAAAGGAGGCUUGAAAAGACAGCACGAGGCACUGGUUCACUAUCACAAGAAGUUCGGGAAGAUUUUCAAAAUGAAGUUGGGAUCUUUUGAAUCGGUCCACAUCGGUGCUCCGUGUCUCCUGGAAGCCCUGUUUAGGAAAGAGAGCAACUGUCCGCAGAGGCUGGAGAUAAAACCCUGGAAAGCAUACAGAGACUAUCGAGAUGAGGCUUAUGGGCUCAUGAUACUGGAAGGAAAGGAUUGGCAAAGGGUCCGUAGCGCAUUUCAGCAGAAGCUAAUGAAACCCAGCGAAGUGAUGAAACUGGAUCGGAAAAUCAAUCAGGUCAUGGCAGACUUCAUUGAAAGAAUGGAGACUGUUACUGAUCCAAACGGCAGAAUAGAAGACCUAUACUGUGAACUGAACAAGUGGUCAUUUGAAACUAUCUGCCUGGUGCUCUAUGACAAGAGGUUUGGGCUCCUGCAGAAAGAGGUGGACGAAGAAGCCUUAAACUUUAUAAAGGCAAUAAAAACAAUGAUGAGUACUUUUGGCAAAAUGAUGGUGACUCCGGUGGAACUUCAUAAAAGCUUGAACACAAAAACCUGGCAAGACCAUACAGAUGCCUGGGACCAUAUAUUUAAAACAGCAAAAGUCUACAUUGACAAGAGACUGAGCACACAUUCAGCAAAUCCAGCAGAUGACUUUCUGUGUGAUAUCUACCACAGCAAUGAUCUCUCCAGGAAGGAGCUGUAUGCUGCUACUGCAGAGCUGCAGGUUGGAGGGGUAGAAACAACUGCCAACAGCUUACUCUGGGCAAUCUUCAAUAUCUCCCGUAAUCCGCAUGUCCAAGAAAAGCUCCACAAGGAAAUUCAAGAUGUGAUUUCAGUUCAUCCGAUUCCCACUGCGAAAGACAUUAUGAAAAUGCCUUAUCUUAAAGCUUGUCUGAAAGAGUCUAUGAGGUUAACACCAUCAGUUCCAUUCACAAGCAGGACAUUAGACAAAGAAACAGUGCUGGGUGAUUAUGUGCUGCCCAAGGGGACCAUCUUGAUGAUAAACAGCCAGGUGUUGGGAUCCAAUGAAGAAUACUUUGAUGAUGGCAAGCAGUUUAAACCCGAGCGCUGGCUGCAAGGCAGGAAUUCUAUCAAUCCGUUUGCUCAUGUGCCAUUUGGCAUUGGAAAGAGAAUGUGUAUAGGGCGCCGACUGGCAGAGUUACAGCUACAGCUAGCACUGUGUUGGAUCAUAAAAGAAUUUAGAAUUGUGCCUACUGAUCUCAACCCUGUGGAAAUGAAUCAUUCUGGAAUCCUCAUCCCUAGCCGUGAGAUGCCAGUUGCAUUUAUCAGACGAUAAGGUAACCCAUGCAAGACGUUUUUACACUUUAUCUAAAAAACAGAAGCGAUACAGUACAGCAAUUCAGUGGCCCUCUGAAAUCUGUACUUGGUUCUGGAAUUCGUAAAGGAAAAAAUAAAACAAAAACAUACCUUGUGUACUACAUUUGACAAGGUUAACAGGACCACAAUAUUGAUAAGAAGAUAAUAUAAUACAGUGCUGGACCAAACAGCCAUUAGCAGAGCAGGGUGUGUCCUAUACUUACAGAUAGCACAGGAGGUAAACUUGAGGAGCACACUUAGCUAUUGCACUUUAAUUCAGACAUUGCCUUUAGAUCAUUUUUUAAUUUAACUCACACUUUAUGUAAAACCUGUUUUAAUGUAUAAACUGCUGGGAGAGUUCAAAAUGAGCCAUGCAAGAGUUAAAAAAAAGUUUUAAAAAAAAACCUUUGACUAUAGAUGAUGGCUCCUUAGUUCUUCACUCAUUGUGCUUUGCAAAAAAGGCACUUUUUUGUUGUUACCAUAGUAACCUCUUUACAUCCUAAUAAAGGAAUACACAGGAUUUAUGUUGGGCAAUAAUGAUCAAUGACGAUUGCUGUAUUACAAAUUCAUUUUGUUACCCUAGGCCCAAAACUAACCAUAACCCAAUAAUCCUAAAGUGUUAGUAAUCUUUAUAGGAGAAAUAACAAUUAGCAUAUUUAUUCAUCUUUGAUUAAUCUUGUCACAAAACAGGACUGUGUUGUGACUGCUGCUAUAUUUAUUAACAAAUAUGAACUUGCUUCUGUAUAUUUCUACUGUGUAUCAUAUUUAGAACUGAGAAUAUUUGUGUAUUGAAACACAUAAUACAUGUUUUUGUCUAUACAUUAUAUACCUGGUUCUAAAAAAAAUGUAAAUCUAUGUGAACAUUAACAUCAGUGUCUAACUA
Molecule: messenger RNA, 2516 nt
Organism: Acipenser ruthenus (sterlet)
Lineage: Eukaryota; Metazoa; Chordata; Actinopteri; Acipenseriformes; Acipenseridae
Product: 1,25-dihydroxyvitamin D(3) 24-hydroxylase, mitochondrial-like
Exons: 12
Coding region: 90-1613 (507 amino acids)
Biological process (GO): C21-steroid hormone biosynthetic process; glucocorticoid biosynthetic process; cellular response to peptide hormone stimulus
Cellular component (GO): mitochondrial inner membrane
Molecular function (GO): monooxygenase activity; oxidoreductase activity, acting on paired donors, with incorporation or reduction of molecular oxygen; heme binding
Source: RefSeq, a predicted model, not a curated record